AGUUGCACCUUAAAUAUUUUCGGCUCGGCCAUUUUGGCUGUUUGCAGGUGGUUUUUGCACUCGCUUGAUUCCGCUGCUCUCGCUUCGCAAAUAAAUCACGCCAGCACUUUUUCAAUCGGCCCUGUAAUUUGGUUUCACCUUGCCGCUGCCAGGAAGAAAUUAAUUAAAAGCUUUUUGUUGUCCUUUUGUCCGGCUGCCCAACUGCCCAACUGCCCUGGCCAGCGUGUUUGUAUUUACUCAUAUAAUUUUGUACCAAUUUGUGGCAGCGAUGGUUCCUUGUUUUGGUUUCGUUUCAAUUAGCCCCGCCUCCUCCGCUUUUCUCGCUCUGCAGUUUAAACAGAAAUUAAUUCAAGCUGUGUUUGCUUGCGGUGUCAUGCUUAAAAAUGUUGACCCAUUCACCACUAAGCCCGGAGUCGUUUCCAAAAAGAAAAUAAUCCGAUACCCGCGGUGUUUGCCCGGGCUAAUGAGUUAAAUUACAUCCGCUUCCAGUUGGCAUCGUGGCAAAACCAGUGGCAGAAGUCGUCAAAGCUCUGGGGUAAUAAUGAUAAGUGCGACUGUUUGGCGAGUGGCUAAAAGUUGCGACUUGCAAACAUAAAUCGCAACUAAAUUCAAUUAACUACUUGUGUCUGCUUUCGGGGGAACAGUAAGCUCAUCUGCUAGAGGUCUCAUAAAGUGACUAGACCACGGAACAGAAUGUUGAUUAGAACGGCUUGUAAUUGAAUAUCGCCAAAAGCGUUUCCCGCCAAUUUCCCUCUGUACCAAUUGUGAGUGGAAGUGCCAUUGUGUGGGCAAAGAGUUCCUAGCUCGCUGCCCAAGAAAGCGUUCCUAUGCCCUUUGCUCGUAUUAAUUUCGCCUGUUCAUCCUUCGCUGAUCGUCCAAUUAAGGGAAGUGUUGAGCGCCUCUCUCUGCACUUCUCACGUUGCCCUCCUAAGUUUCAACUCAGCCGAUUGCAGGCCAACUUAGUCUUGCGCCAACCAUGCGCUGUCAGUUUCUCAGUUGCUUUCAACUUGAGAGGGACUCAUCGGGCAGAAGGACGUUCACCUGGCUACAUAUUCGAAUAUUGAAUUGAACUCUGACCUGAAUGACCAUCAUUGCCAACAAAAAGUUAGGAUGACUUCAGUAACUUCAUGCUUCGUUAAGAACUGCUGUCCAUUAAACUACUUUUGGAUUUACAUCAACUAAUUUAUAAUUGAUACGGAUAAGAAACGAAAUGUCUGUCAUCUGUGCUCAGUUUAAACCCAGUUGUUUCAAGUGUCGUAGGUUGGAUGUUUAAAUAUACACCGCAUCGAGUCAAUUACACAGCGGCUGUUGUUUGUGCACCAUGGCGCCGACUGAAAUAGUUUGCGCAUCAAGUGAGCUUCAGAAGUACCCCAUGUAAUUACCAACCCAUCUUCAUCCGUAUCCGCACCCUCACCUGCCUCCUCAUCUGUGCUCUAAUCCCGAGAUAAUACCGCUGACAGGUGAACAGAUGAACAACUGAACAGCUGAACAGGUUGGCCACUCACCGUUAAAGGACACGAACCGAACUAUAUUUACGAGACGCCUUAUAAUGGCCGCAUUGAAACCCACUGAGCUGGCAAAAAGUAGUUUAGUCGCUAAAUAGUUUACCCCGCAUCAGUCUACCUCACCAACAUUAUCAGUCAUAUGGCUAAAUAUAGUUGGCCCGGCCCACUCGGCCCAACGGCCCACACAGCCGCACAUCCUGCCACUAAAAAAGACAACAAAUGGGACCGGUUUGCAGCUAGGCCGCUCGCUUAAGUGCCUGCAAAUUGCACUGGCAAGAGCGGGCUGGGACCUGGAGAGGUCGAAUGGAUGGUGCGAGUCCCUAAUUCAAUUGUUUGUAAUGUUCCUGGACAUUUAGAGUUAAAUGCUUGCUUACACAUAAUACCCAUUAAAGUACAAUAAUUACCCAUUAAAGGUGAUGUAUGUGCGCCCAGUCUGGGAGUUCUGAGCCCCAGGCCAGUGGAUUCGGGGAGGUGGGCGUAAGCUUGCCGGAUUAUGGUGCUGCGCAAGUGGCCGUUCCAUUUUGUGGCCCACCCGAAAUGGGCAUGUAUAACAGCAGAGCAGAGCUUGUACAGCUGAAACCAAGUCUCCAUCAGCAUAGGAUCAGCAUCUGCUCUAUUCGAAAUGGGGCUUCUGCAUUAAUGCUUUUGAUUAGAAAGCUUCAUACCAUUGUACAAUAUAUAAAGUUUUCCCAACUGUUCUGUGUAUUACAAUACUUUAAGUACUGUCUUCACUAUUUAGAUUAUCAUCAACCCUGCUGAGCUGCUCCAGUAACAGCUUAGUUUGUCUUAGGUAUCCUGCAGCCUUGGGAACACAACCAAUAAUAAUUGUGCUUCUGUAGUCAAGGGCAUCUGAAAUGAAGCAUAUUGUGCCGUUCGAGAAGUUCGAAAUCAAAUGAGCAGCGCACAUAAAGCUAACUGAAUUCGAUUGGCGAAUCGAGAAAUCAAGCCACGAGACGUUGUCAAAGAGCAUACGUAAGGACAAGGCCUCACCGUUCAGUGGGUAUCUGCUAGGACCAGCGGAGGCAUAGUGGCCACAGUGGAACAGAGACGGAUCAGAGAUCCCUGGCAGGCCGGCGCGGAAGAACCAAGAACCUAGCACCAUGCAUACGUAUGUGCAUCUAUAUACCAUAAGUUCUGAAUCCGGUUGGCUCCUGGCAAAACGACUCAAAGGACCCGGCGACACAAAAGUUUGAGAAAAAGCCUGCGAAAACGAAAAAGCCGCAAAAAUAGUCCGGGGAACAAUAACACAGCUCUUGGCCUCUUUGGCCCUGAUGCCACCGUUGGUGUUUGUGUUUCAGUCCUCUGCCGUUCAACGGGGCGUAUGGGAAAUUAUUUUUACAAUUUCAAUGUCAACAUGAUAGGCGAAGGCCGAGUGUCGGAGCACAGUCACUAAAAGGCUGCGUUCUUGGGUUAACCAAAAAAUACGGUCAAAUGAGGGUAGAAAAAUAAGCGAAAAAUACGUGAGGCUAAAUAAGAAGAAAAAAUUGCGUAUACGCCGCGUGGCCAUGCUCCAGAUGACUUUUGCGCAGCGGGAAAAGAAAGGAACUGGAGGCGUGUCCAACUUAAAUAAAAACAAUGCGAAUGAAGCAGGGAAACGAGAAUGCAAAUAGAAAGUUGCCACAAAAUGAUUUGCCACGACACGUACAGAGCCACGCAGGGAUUUCCCGAACCCGAACCCGCAGUAGAACCGGGUCGGCCGGGGGUGCAUGAAGCACCACGUCAGUCCAACAUUAAAAAAUCAUUUUCAAUAAAGUUCUCCAGUCUGCCAGGUGUGCCGGUUCACCCAACCUGCUUCCUGCUGGAGACUCAACUGCUUGCACCUAGUGCAUUCGAGGCAGACUGCCGACCAUCAGCUACCGGAUGGAAAUGUUUAAUAUCAAACGCUUAUUUUCCACUCCGGCUUUGUCCUCUUAUCUGGAUUUGUUUGGCUCGCGUCUUUUCUUAACCUUGAUUGGUUGUAGGCCCCAACUUGUCCCGGAAGGAAAAAAAACAACAAUCAUGAGAGAAUUAAAAAACAAUACAGAAACUCAACAAAUGAUCGUGCGAAUAUUGUAACAAUAAUAUGUGUGGCACACAGUGCAUGCCACUUUACGUGCUGUGCAAAUUGGAUUUGCGAUAAAUAAACCAAAUGUCUGCGGGCCACGAAACUUUCGCAGCAAAGCAAGCCAAUAAACCAAUGGUGGGAAAUCCAAUUCGCACAGCAAAUUGGAUAACAAUAUAUGCUCGAAAGGGCUGCGCAGCGUAUCCAAUCGUUUUAACAAUUAAAAGAGCGAGCAACUUUUUCAGUGACCGUUGCAGUCCAUAAUUUGUUCAAUAAUCCAUGCAAUUACGCCGCAAUUAAAAGGGGUUUUUUCAGCAGUUUUGUCAAGCCGCUUUUGCAGUUGGUAAUACAGUUACAUUUUUUAAGUAAGCGCAUUCCAAAUGCUGGGGAGUUUUGAGAAGUAAAAAAGUUAUUAAAUAUGGUAGACGCGACAAAGUGCUGGUGGAAUACGAUCGGCUUUGCCAUAACAUAUAUACGCAUGUCUUGACUAAACGAAUUCAAUAGCCUGUUUCUACCACUUGCUUAGAGCAAAAAGAACUUAUGGAAAUGUAGCCAACGAUGUAUAAACGAAUCUGAAGGACAUCGAUGGCGAUGACAAUAGAACCAUUUAUGUCCGCGCAUCCAGGCCCGUCUAGUUGCCUUGCUCAAGGAUACUCGCGAAGCGUGGGGAGGGCAGCAAUGUCGUCGUGUCCUGUAAUUCCAUAAUAAUGCCGUGCGUGUAUGUGUGUGUGCGGAACUAAACAAUGGCGAAAUGUCAAGUUUAAUUGUUUGUCUGUCAUUAGCGAACAUUCACCCACAUGGACGCAUUCACACACCCACUGGGGCGGUGCAGCGAUGCAUGGAUUUUUCGCUCUCUGUUUUUUCAUACAAUUAGGUUAGCUGUGUGUGGGUUUGGGGAUGGGGAGCUGACUGGGCGGCUUGGGGCUUGCCGAAACAAAAGAAUCAAAUGCUGUUACAAUAACUUGCGCCGCGCUUAUUUGCGGCAAACUCUCUCAAGCGAGCCACUUAAACAGCCUCACGCUCGGCUGAAUAUGUUUUGAUUAAGCCAAGUAUAACGAACACAUUUCAGGCAGGACGACGAGCGGAAUGAGUCCUGCGAAAGUGAGUCUCACUUUCCCCAGCCAACUGCCUUCUGGGUGGGUGGGUGGCUGGGUGCCUAUAGGUGUGGGCGGGUGGACGAGCGGGUGUGUGUAUCCAUCGGCCUAGGGCUCGUUUAUGUACUCCAUCGAACGGUCUGGUCAGGCAUUGGUCCAUGAGAGUGACAUGCUGUCGUGGGAGAUCUCCAAUCCCAUAGCCACACCCGCCUCCGAUGAUGUGCGUGCCCCCACUUUCUAGUGCGGGAGGGUCCUUGGAGUUGCCUUGGCUUCAGUCGUGUCGCUGGCACGCACGCAACCUCCGAAACGAAAUGAAAACACAACUGGGCGCACAAUGAAUCCACACGGGGACUCUUGUGGUGGCCUUAUGUCUCAUACUUGGGGUGUUCCGAUCUUCUGCCGUGGACUGCCAGCACUUCAAUCGAUAUCAUCAGCGGCAUCCUUUACAGAAGCCAUUCUGUCGGCUGGUUCAUGAGAAAGUUUUUUCUUAAGCGAACGCAAACUUUCCUAAUUUCCAAUAAUUUGAAUAAUCCUUAAAUUCCCUAUUUCCCACUCAAAGUCUUUUCAAUUUAACUGCCGUGUAAUUACGGAUUGGAUAUCGGUGGCAGACGGAGUGACCAGCACAUCACAAGGCCUGGUGCCCAAGAAACGCAAGCCCAGGAGUCCGGCAGUCGAGAAUCACGAGGGACUGGGGCCUUGGCUUACGGUUUUCAUUUUGGCUUGACAUGCAUCAGCAUCAUUAUUUUGUGCUUUUAAUGUUUUAUUUAGCCCGGUUGCCGACAGCCAUCGCAGUGCGGGCAAAGAGAGUGGUGGCGCAGAUGGGUGCGGGUGUUUCAGGGGUCUGAGUGUGGAUAUGGGAAUGGGAAUGGGUAUGGGUAUGGAGAAUGGGGUCUGGUAAUACCUGUAAGUGGGUGGGCGCUGUCUGACCGCCUGCGAGCGUUGCCUACGUGCCGUUUGCACUGAACUCUCGCCACUCUCUUCUCCUUAGCUCCCUCUUUCUCAUGCCUCGUUUUCCAACAGUUCCAAGAGUCCGCCGCUUUCCCUCCCACAGGAAGGGAGCCAUUUGCAACGGAGCACUCAAACAGCAGUUAAAAAGGCCUCAUUUUCACGAGCUGUUAUGGGCGUGUGUCUGUGUGUGUGCAGGACGAAUGUGGCGGGAACGAUGAAGGAGGGAGUGGGGAUCCUGACAGAGUGUGUGCCACUCGGCACAUAAUUGUUUGAAACAAAUGUAGUGCACACACUCACAGCGGCAGCAGCAGCACACACUCAUGUGCUCCGGUGCUCCUGCUCGUGCUCGUGCACCCACACAGACAAAUCUGGGAUAUUUUAUUAGGCCAUUCAGUUAGUCAGUCAUUUAGUCAGUCAAUCAAGCUGGGCAGGCAAUUAAACUUUCACUGCCGCCGUCGGAAGCCAAAGGUAACAAGAACAGCCAGCCAGGGCGGCUGCCAAGCGGGGGAAAUAAACACAUCAAAUGGCAAACAGCCUGGCAAACAAGCGCUGGGUUCAAGAAGGUAUCGGUUUGCAGGAUACUCGAUGAAGGGAGGACGUAGGACUGAGAAUGGCACGAACGGGGGGAAAUCCUUUCAUAUAGAUGAAUUCAUCAGAAAAAUUGAAACUGGAUUAAUAAUAAAUUGAACCGCGCGUGGAAUUUAAAAUCUCUGCCACCAACUGGUGAAGGGAACCGAAAUUAAUUGGUUUCUUAAGCUAUCUGUUUUACACCUAUUCGCUUUA
Drosophila simulans is the source of this 6371-nucleotide messenger RNA. RefSeq lists its product as uncharacterized. Lineage: Eukaryota; Metazoa; Arthropoda; Insecta; Diptera; Drosophilidae. The transcript has 2 exons. The record is from RefSeq and is a predicted model, not a curated record. The coding region runs from base 1926 to 2264 and encodes 112 amino acids.